Molecule: messenger RNA, 957 nt
Organism: Hippopotamus amphibius kiboko
Lineage: Eukaryota; Metazoa; Chordata; Mammalia; Artiodactyla; Hippopotamidae
Gene: ATP5PO
Product: ATP synthase peripheral stalk subunit OSCP
Exons: 7
Coding region: 161-889 (242 amino acids)
Biological process (GO): proton motive force-driven mitochondrial ATP synthesis
Cellular component (GO): membrane
Molecular function (GO): proton-transporting ATP synthase activity, rotational mechanism
Source: RefSeq, a predicted model, not a curated record
UCCGGGCUGUCCCAGCAGGUGAGCGAACGCAAGCUUUGAAAGCCAGCGGGAGGAGCCCUCCUGGGGUGAUCCGUACUAGGUCCCUGAGUUCCACGGUUCCAGGUCAUAGCUGGGGAGCGAAGCCGCCGUUGAAGGUCGUGGGGCCAGGAGAGUGGGGGCGAUGCCUGGCGGCCUGGACGGCCGGCGCCUCUUUCCCCCACCCAGGAUGCGCACCGGGCGGUGGGCUCGGGGCUGCGCGUGGCUGACCUUGGCGUCCUACGAGCAGAGCCCCGGGAAACAAGAGGUGCGAUGCUUCAGUACAUCUGUGGCGAGGCCGUUUGCCAAGCUUGUGAGGCCACCUGUUCAGAUAUAUGGUAUCGAGGGUCGCUAUGCCACUGCUCUUUAUUCUGCAGCAUCUAAACAGAAUAAACUGGAGCAAGUAGAAAAGGAAUUGUUGAGAGUAGCACAAAUCUUGAAGGAACCCAAAAUGGCCACUUCUAUUAUGAAUCCCUAUGUGAAGCGUUCCGUUAAAGUGAAGAGCCUAAAUGACAUGACUGCAAAAGAGAAGCUUUCUCCCCUCACGUCCAAUCUGAUCAAUUUGCUUGCUGAAAAUGGUCGCUUGAACAAUACCCCUGGGGUCAUUUCUGCCUUUUCCACCAUGAUGAGUGUCCACCGUGGAGAAGUGCCAUGUACAGUUACCACUGCAUCUCCUUUAGAUGAAGCCACUCUUACUGAAUUAAAAACAGUCCUGAAGAGCUUCCUAAGUAAAGGCCAAGUGUUGAAAUUGGAAGUUAAGAUUGAUCCAUCAAUCAUGGGUGGAAUGAUUGUCCGUAUUGGAGAGAAAUAUGUUGAUAUGUCUGCGAAAACCAAGAUUCAGAAGCUGAGCAGAGCAAUGCGGGAGGUUUUCUAAAAGUGUUGAUUUUCUAAAAAUGAAAAUUCUUAAACUUGGAGCCACAAUAAAAUGCUUCCUGAACAGAA